GCCUAUUCUCAGUGUGUUUGUCUCCUGGAAACCACCGGGUGGUGUGUGAGUUUACACCCGCAGUGUUUCACAUGCCUGUGUCUGCAGGUCCAUCUGUCACCACAUCAGUUGAUGAUCUGUGUUGCGUCUUCAAAGGAGCGACCACAAUGGUAGACGGCUGUCUGAUUAACAGAGCCAGCUCCUCUCCCAGCUGCUGAUUGGUCGAGGCUUUCUGCUUUCCUGACUCCUCCCGUUUCUUCCCCUCUUUUGAAGUCCGGAGCUUAUCUAGACCCGGGGAUUAGAAGAAUCCCUUUCGUACAUGCGUCUCCAGCCUGAGCUUACAGCAGAACCCGCUUAGGCUCCCUAGAGAGGAACUGACGGAACAGGAAGAUGGAAAGUUCAGCUGCAGAGUCCCGUGCUGAAAGGAUCGCUCGCUACAAAGCUGAAAGGAGGCGAGAGCUGGCAGAGCGCUAUGGAAACGGGGAGGAGGAGCUUCAGUCUAAUUGGUCAUUGAGGGAGAGUGAACGGCGCGGUGCACACCGUGACUCCACACGCUCUGACCGUCAACCACGUGGAAUUAACAGAGACGCGAAGGCACUUGGCAAAGCUCCGGCUGAGAAAGAGCUUAACGUCUCCAAUGGAUACAACGGGGAUGCUAAACCUGAGAAGACCAACCCGAACAGGCAGCGUGUUUUGGAUUCGUCCAACGUGUCGGCUGCGGAAAAUCAUCCUGACCCUGACAUGCCGCAGCUUCGCACUCGCGUAUCAGUGGGUGAACUGAAAAGGGCCCUGCUGCAGCAAAGCUCAGCUGCCUCUGAUAAAGUUGCUGAAGGUGGAGGCUCCAAUGCCGUCCCAGACCCAUCAGCGAAAGCAGGAUCUGAUGGCGGUCGCCGGCGUACUCGACGCUACGUGCCAGCAGGGGCUGCCACGAGCCGUAAAACCAGCGAGCGUUUCCGAACGCAGCCAGUCACGGCCUCCGAGAUGCAGGAGAGCUGCGGAGUCAUGGACAACACGGAUCAAGAAAGCUCAGCGGACGUGAAGACUGACGAGAGAGCCAUGAUGAGUGUCGCUGCCAAGAUGUCUCUGUUUAAGGAGCUGGAGAAGACUGCAGCUCCCGAGGCUUCCUCUUUCCUGAGGCCUCGUUCCAGCAGCAGCAGCUUCAAGGACUCUCGGGUUCGCAGAGCACCCACUCAGCCAGUCAGCUGUGAGGAAACGGGAGCGACAGUCAGUAGCUCUCAUGUUGCUGUGCCAGGCGAUGCCCAGACGGAACAGGCGGAGGCCGAGCAGGACGAGCAGGACGACGCAUGCUCCAAGCUCUCUCUGAGUGAGAAACUGGCACUCUUCAAUAAACUCUCUCAGCCACUCAUGCCUAGAGCUCCAGGGCGUCCUAUAGGGCCAGGAGAGAACAGCGGUUCUGUAGACGCCUCAGAGAGACGCAGGCAGAAGGGAGCUCGUUACCGCACGCAGCCCAUCACUGCAGACGAAGUCAACCUGGUGCAGAAAGACCCUGUCCUGCUUCCCUCUCUGCAUCUGCCCUCUGGCCUCUCUGAGCGGCAACAGUCUCUCUCUGUUAACCUCAAGCCCAGCGAAGUGUGUCUCUCCGGCUCGCAGUCCAGGCACGAACCCAAGACUGCUGUGCAAGUCAAGGGCAUCCUGAAGAAGACCAUCCCUGAAGAUGUUGAUGUUAAGGGAGGGGCCAAGUCCAACAGCAUCCCUACUGGACAAACGCCGGUGCAGAACGGACAGCGGAGGGAAGAGCUUUCACUUAUUACAGCAGGAGAAUAUUCUCCAGCUCCUAGGUCUACUGCCCCCUGGAGGCAAAGAACGAGGAAGGAUUCCAGCACUUCCUCUCAGAGAUCUCGCAGGCCUGCCUCCAUGACUGAAGACUGCCUGUCAACACCACUGAGUAAGAGAGACAGGUUGUCUGAAGUUCAGGGGGGUGCAGAAGAACAUGAGCAGAGGAAUGGGAUGAUGGGCAGCAUGCCACACCCCCAGGAUGAGAACAACAUUGCACACGAGCCUCCAGCUCAUAGUUGGGAGCCUGUCUAUUCCUCUGUUUACUCUCCUCCUAGCACUCCCUCUCAGUACAAGAUGUUUUUUAAUGAGAGAAGUCUGUCGUAUGAAGCUCAGGAGGUUUCCUCACCCACUCAAACACAACCACAGGCACCCUGUAGAGAUAAGGAGAACUCUGUGGAAUCUGAGGCUCCCAUGCAGGAGGAGGCUGAGUCACAAUCAAAGAGUUUUGAUGAACCACAGGAAGCCCAGCAGCCUGUUGCCAUGGAGAGAGCCAAAGAGGUCACGACCUCUGACACCCCCUCAUUGCCUGAGUGUCUGAGCAGUCCAGCAGACAAAGAGCAGGACCUGAGCACUGUCUGUCAGUCGAAUACUCCCAUAUUGAGCUCCGCAGUAGCAGAGCAUCGUCGUUCGGUCCGACCGUCCCGCCGUACGCAGAGUUCGAGGAAUCCGUUGCGUGUUCUCGCAGCCCGAAACGACAUCGUGCAGGACUUCAUGCAGGCCCACGACGACCCAGAGGCCAUGGAAACCAAUAAGGCUGAACAGAACCACAGCUCUGCUAACACUUCCUCUGCCAAGACUGUCCCGAGUACUGUACCCUACAGGAACCUGAUGCUAAUCCUUGUAAAAGGUUGUAGACGAGUGCAGGUACGCUUGGUGGAGCCGGUGGCUCGCUCACUGAACAGCGGGGACUGCUUCCUGCUGGUCACUCCAUCACUGUGCUUCCUCUGGACAGGGCAGCUGUCCAACACCUGCGAGAGAGAGAAGGCCUCUGCCAUGGCCUCACUGGUCGUGUCCCAGCGGGAUCUCGGUUGCCAGGCAACAGAGUUCAUUCACCUGGAUGAGGGAUUAAACACCGACGACCCACGGGCUGCAGACUUUUGGAAACUUUUGGGAGGAAAAGACUCUUACAGUGGCUGUUCAGAUGACGAUCAGCAGUAUGAGACGGCGAUUACAGAAUCGAACUGCGUGUACAAUCUACAGGGAGACAGACUCCUCCCACAUGAGCAGGGUUGGGCCUCUAUGCCACGCCUCUCUCUGCUGGACUCCUCCCAGAGCCUGCUGUUCGACUUUGGCAGUGAGCUCUACUUGUGGCACGGGAAAGAUGUUUCCCCCAGUGACAGGAAGCUGGCGUUGCAUUUGGCUCAGCAGGUGUGGAGCGGAGAUUACGACUACAGCAACUGCAGUACGAAUCCCCUCGACCCCUUCGGACGCAACACCCAGAUUCAGAGGAAGGGUGUAGGUCGGCCAGACUGGGCUCUCUUUGGCCGUGUGUUUGAGCAGAACGAGACCGUUCUCUUCUGGAUGAAGUUUGCGGAUUGGUGUAAAAAGGUGGAGGAUGUGACCCUUAACGGACAGGAAGUCGAGCAGACUUCUUCUCUCGUAGACUGUCCUGCUGACACAUGGUCAUGUGAUGCCAAAGCCCUGUUUGCUGGAAAGUGCGUGUCAGGGGCGGAGCCUAUCAUUCUACACGGUGUGGACGUGCAGAGAGGGCGAGACUCGGUUACCGUUGGCGACGGCCAGCAGGCAAAGCUCAGCACCGUUUCUGUAGAAAGUUGGCACACUGGCUUGGGAGAAGAUUGCAGAGUGGCUUCAGAGAGCAUGGGGCAGUUACAUGAGGACAACACGUACGCUAUACGCUGGACGUACCGUCUCAGUGCUACGGGCAUCCCUGAGGAUCAAAGUUUGGACCAGGAAAGCUCCGCCCUUUUCAUCUGGCAGGGACGGCUCUCGCAGAUCAACGCACCAGACCUGUCCCUACCGUUAUCCUUUGCGAAUGAGCCUCGGGUGAACGUAAAGGAAGGGGAGGAGCCACCGUGUUUUCUGCAGCUUUUCCAAGGAGGGCUGGUUAUUCGCAGACGACACAGCAAAAACGCAGGUGACUGGCGCCUCUUUUGUGUGAGGGGUGCUGUGCCUUUAGAAGCCAGUCUGUUCGAGGUGGAGUGCUGUACCUCCAGCCUGCGUUCUCGCGGUUCUGUGCUUCUGAUAAACAUCCAGCAGGCGGCGCUUUACCUGUGGCAUGGCUGCAAGGCCCACGCUAAUGCACGUCAAGUCGCCAAACACACCGUCCAGCAGCUCACACACACGCGUCCUCCCGAGAUGGGAUUGAGCAACAGCAGUCUGAACAUUCUGGACGUAGAAGAAGGGGCGGAGCCUGCAGAGUUCUGGAACGCUAUUGGGCCGCCGGAUAGGAAGGCUUAUGACUGCAUGCUGCAAGAUCCUGGCAAGUACAACUUCACUCCCCGCCUCUUUCACCUGAAUGUCCAAUCGGGAAUGUUCAAAGGGGAGGAGCUGUUAUGCGCAUCCAGGGCACCUGGGGUUGUCACAGCGAUGCCCUUUUUUCAGGACUGCUUAUACUCCGUGCCACAGCCAGCUCUGUUCCUGCUGGAUAACUUUUUAGAAGUUUAUCUAUGGCAGAGCAGCUCAACCCAGAACUCACAGCGCCCCCACUGGGACACACAGAGGAAAUGUGCCAUGGAGACUGCGCUUCAGUAUUGCAGAGAGAGAAACCCCAGACGGCCUCCUAUGGCUUAUUUUCUCGAGGAAGGAGCCGAGCCUCUCACCUUCACUAAUGUUUUCCCAUCCUGGGAGAGACGAGUAACACAGGUGCCCUCAGUGCAGAACAAGCUAACGUUAGUGCAGGAUGCAUUGGCUCUCCUCAACAGGACUCAGUUCUCUGUGCAGGAUCUACUAAAAAGACCUUUACCAGACGGAGUGAACCCUCUGCACCUGGAGACCUAUCUGUCUGACCAUGACUUCCAGGUGGUUUUAGGAAUGAAGAGGAAAGACUACAACUCCUUGCCAGAGCUGCAGCAGUUAAACCUGAAAAAGAGCAAAGGCCUGUACUGAAUCUGCAUUUGAAAGACUACUGACCCAGAACUACUGAAGCAGUUUCAAUUUCUAUGUAUUUUUUGUUGUUGUUUUUGAAAUAUUCCUAUUUUCUUGUAAUGCCACCCCUUUUUCCAUGUACAGUUUAAAACCUAAUGACUAUGUAAGAGUGAGUAUGUGCGUGUGUGUGUGUGUCUUUUGAGUGUGGUCAAUUUUGUGCCUUACAGAAAUUCAUCCACUGAUUUUAGCCAAAAGUCCAGGGGGAUAUGGAGGACUGCCUGCUUAUACUCACUCAACGGGUUUCAAUUUCUUCUCUCUUACCAGCCAAAGCUGUUCUGUUUUCUUUCUCCUUCCUUUCACUUUCUCCUUCUCCACUUUCUACCAUCUUUUCCUCAUCUCCAUCACUAAUGGAGAUGUGAAUGUAGGGGGGAUGUGAGUUUAAAAACAAAUAAAUAAAUCUCUAGUUGUUUUACUGACCAGGAAUUAAAUCUGCUAUUUCUUAUCAGCUAUAAGAACACAAAUAAACUGGAAUGAAAUGUU
This is a messenger RNA of Ictalurus punctatus (channel catfish), 5361 nucleotides long. It is a transcript of the gene svilc, whose product is annotated as supervillin c. The transcript has 30 exons. The record is from RefSeq and is a predicted model, not a curated record. Gene Ontology annotation, biological process: barbed-end actin filament capping; actin filament severing; cytoskeleton organization. The coding region runs from base 370 to 4842 and encodes 1490 amino acids. Gene Ontology annotation, cellular component: cytoplasm; actin cytoskeleton. Lineage: Eukaryota; Metazoa; Chordata; Actinopteri; Siluriformes; Ictaluridae. Gene Ontology annotation, molecular function: phosphatidylinositol-4,5-bisphosphate binding; actin filament binding.